AUGACUACAGGGUCAUUGGGUCUUCGAUCUUCGGGAAGUUAUGGGUCAUUGCAACAGCAGCAAUUUCAGAGUAGUUUAUUAUUAUCUCCAAUCCAAACUACGCCUCCACCUCUGGUGCCAAGAAAGCCUGCCAAGAUGAUUAAGGAAAAGGACAAAUUGUUUCAUUGGAUCUGCAAAUUCGCUCCCCGGAAGAAGGUUGGAAUGCUGCUCUUGUGUCUUGUUUCCACUGCUGUUUUCGUCUGGGUUCUAUAUGUUGGAAAAGGUGAAGAUUCACAAGAACCUAUUUUGUCUAAUAUGAGUAUUAAAUCCCCAUUGAUGUCUGGGGAGAAAGAUGGUCUUACUGCUGCUUUUACUUCUAACGUAAACAAUGUUGUGGGAAAUGCAAAUGUAGACCUGCUACCUCUGCCUCCAAAUCCGCCGCCUCCUGUAUAUUUUACAGGAUAUAUUCUUCCUCCUGGGAAUCCAUGUGAGGGUUUUACAUUGCCUCCGCCACCAGCAGAUAGAAAGAGGACUGGACCACGUCCAUGUCCAGUUUGCUACCUUCCUUUGGAACAAGCUAUUUCCCUAAUGCCAACUACACCAUCCUUUUCUCCUGUGCUGAAGAAUUUGACAUAUAUUUAUGAAGAGAAUUUAACUAGAACCGAGUUCGGAGGCUCUGAAUUCGGUGGAUAUCCUUCACUGAGACAGAGAAGUGAUUCAUAUGAUAUAAGAGAGUCCAUGGGCGUGCAUUGUGGGUUUGUUAGAGGAGCAAAACCUGGCCGCCAGACAGGUUUUGACAUUAAUGAUUCCGACCUUCUUGAGAUGGAAACUUGUCAAGGGGUAGUUGUUGCAUCCGCAAUUUUUGGGGCAUUUGAUUUAAUACGACAACCAAAGAACAUUAGUAUGUAUGCCAUAAAAAAUGUCUGCUUCCAUAUGUUUGUGGAUGAGGAAACGGAAGCAUUUUUAAUCAAUUCUAAUGAGCUGGAUGGUAGCAAGAAAAUUGGGUUAUGGAGAAUAGUAGUUGUUCGCAACCUACCUUACUCUGAUCCGAGGCGGAAUGGAAAGGUUCCCAAGCUUCUACUUCAUAGGCUUUUCCCUAAUGCCCGAUACUCACUGUGGGUUGAUGCAAAACUUGAGCUGGUUGUGGAUCCAUAUCAGAUUCUCGAAAGGUUCUUGUGGAGGAAAAAUGUUAGCUUUGCAAUUUCGAGGCAUUAUAAGCGUUUUGACGUUUUUGUAGAAGCAGAAGCUAACAAGGCCGCUGGGAAGUAUGAAAAUGCCUCCAUUGACUUCCAGAUUGAUUUCUAUAAAAAGGAGGGUUUAACCCCAUUUUCUGCCAAUAAAUUUCCUAUUACAAGUGAUGUUCCUGAAGGAUGUGUUAUAAUAAGGGAGCACAUUCCAAUCUCCAACCUCUUCACCUGUCUUUGGUUUAACGAAGUGGAUCGUUUUACUUCCAGAGACCAGAUUAGUUUUUCGACUGUUAGGGACAAGAUUGCAUCAAAGACAAAUUACACUAUCAAUAUGUUCUUGGAUUGUGAAAGGCGUAAUUUCGUGGUGCAGGGGUACCACAGAGAUUUGCUUGAGAACUGGGCUCCCCCUCCUCCAGACGCUGUUGUUCUCGUUCAUCCCCCACCCCCAGUUAUCGAUGAAAAACUGAACUCCCCACCCGGGACUUAUACUGACAAUAUUGUAAGUAGUCCAAUCAAGAAGGUUCCCACAAAGCGUGGGAGAGACCGGAAAUCGAGGCGUCACCGGAAAGUCAAUGCCGGCAGCAAGGGUAUCACUGCAACUUAA
Molecule: messenger RNA, 1770 nt
Organism: Fraxinus pennsylvanica
Lineage: Eukaryota; Viridiplantae; Streptophyta; Magnoliopsida; Lamiales; Oleaceae
Source: the annotation of a GenBank genome assembly